Tribolium castaneum (red flour beetle) is the source of this 2220-nucleotide messenger RNA. RefSeq names its product potassium channel subfamily K member 2. The coding region runs from base 335 to 1504 and encodes 389 amino acids. Gene Ontology annotation, biological process: potassium ion transmembrane transport; stabilization of membrane potential. Gene Ontology annotation, cellular component: plasma membrane. NCBI's taxonomy places the organism in Eukaryota, Metazoa, Arthropoda, Insecta, Coleoptera, Tenebrionidae. Gene Ontology annotation, molecular function: outward rectifier potassium channel activity; potassium ion leak channel activity. The record is from RefSeq and is a predicted model, not a curated record. The transcript has 4 exons.
AAAUCAAUUCCAAGUGAGAAUAACGAUCAAUUUCCCCCGAUAAGCCUAAAAUUAGCCUCAUUUGCCCCGUGUUGGGGCAUUUGCAUUGCAUAAAACCUUGCCAUUGAUAAAAUUGGGGGUGGCAUGGCGGAGGCGCGCCCGCCGCUCCUAGCCGUGGUGCGGCAAAAACAGUGUAAAGAGAAGCGUCGCGACGCCGACACGCUGUCUCGCGAUGGUGCGCGUCUUUCCCGGGCCCUAGUGGCUCCAAAACAUUCACAAAAAAACACAAUAUUGGCGAAAAAAUGAGCACAAUUCGGGCGUUCUAUUCCCAAAAGGUUAAUUUUAGAUAAUCGAAAUGUACGAGCCGGUGGAUCGAUGUGUCACCACUAUCCUUACUCCAAGCUAUGAGAGUAAGGAUUUUGAGAGGAUGGACAAGCCACCGGAGAAGCCGCCGAGGAAAAAUAAGCUAAAUAAACAGCUGAAAGAGGAGUCGAAUGAAGAAACCAAAAACAAUAGAAUGAAACCGGGUGACACUUGCGUCGACAUUGACCAAAUCAAUCUCGAAGCCAACAACUACAAGAACAAAUUCACUAACGCCUCCGUCCAAACUUCCCCCCUUAUUCCAUACAGACUCAGGUUUUGGCCGAAAAACUGCGAUUUUAAAUGUGCUCCGGAAGACAGUUGCUGCAGCAAAGUGGGACUGGUGUGCUGCUGCCGAAUCAUAAGUCAAUGGGUGCUGUCCCAAGUGGGCCUUACCAUCGUGGUGGUGCUAUGGGCCUUGCUGGGCGCCUUCGCCUUUUACAAGACCGAAGGGCCUCGCGAACUCGCACAAUCCGAAAACUUAGCCAAACUCCAACGCAAUCUCUCCGCGAACUUAGCCAGCGAAUUGGAGAAAACGCCACGUGAAAACUGGAAAUUCACGAUCGAUAAAUAUUUGCAAAAGCACGAAACGAAUCUUCUGGAGGCUGUCAGUGCCGGCUUUGGCGAAGGCGGUGGAGGAAGCAUUUGGACAUAUCCUGGAUGCAUCCUGUUCGCCGUGUCUUUAUUGACAACGCUCGGGUUCGGUGCCCCCGUGCCCCGGACGUCCCUCGGGCGCGGCUCCGCCGUGCUCUUCUCGGCCAUCGGGAUCCCCCUGCACUUCCUCCUCAUUCUCAACAUGGGCAACCUGGGGGCGGUGCGCCUCCAGCAGCUCGCAUUCGGCACUUCCUCCGACGUACCUACCUCCGAGCGCCCCCGAUGGCUCAAAUGGUUCCCUUUCUUCGCCAUUUUAUUCUACUAUCUCAUGGGGGUUGUGCUCUUCGGCUUUGUAAGGGGCCGCGACCCCAUAGACUGUUUCAUGUUCCCGUUAGAUUUCACCGCCGCCGGGGGCGUCGCCACAACUUACGGACACGUUAGAGUCCUUUACGCGUUGUACCUGGAAUUUGCUGUCACGUUAGCGGCCCUAGUCUUGUCUCUGACCCAGGCUUCCGCAACGAGGGGCGUUGUCGACAUCGGCCUCAAAUUGGGGCUCUUGACGAACACUUGAGCUGUGUAGGAAGUGCCUUAGUAGUCGCGCUGCACUUUGGUUUGAUAUACAUAUCACUUCCGGGGGGCCGGAGAGUAAGGGUGCGUCAGGGCGAUUGAAAAAUAUUAAAGUAACCGAAGGUUUUAUUGAGACAAGUAAAGUGUGUAGGGGGUUGCUUAGAGGUAUGUACCCCACACUUUUUUUCCAUAAAAAAUAUGCAUAAAAGACACCCCAUAAUUACAGUUGGUUUAAAUUAAAAUUUCUAAUAAACAAGUCACAAAGUCAAUGACUCGUGUGGGUAAUUCGAAUGUCUGUGAUGCAACAUCGCGCUGAUGUAGCCUUAUCAGGACUGCCUUAAUGCGAAUUAAACAAAACUUUAGAUUCUAGUCGGUUUAUUCUUUCUUUAGAAUAACAUUUUAAUAUAAAACUAGUUAACAAAACAGUUAUGGCAUUUUAUUUCUUUUUGCUUCUUCAGUGUCGCUAACAUUUUCAUUAUCAACAUCUCUAUCUACAACUUUCUUAGUGUUUUUUUGUGAGUGAUUUUCUUUGGCGGUUUCGACUUUCUUACCUUGUAGCACUAACCUAAGGGCUUCUAAAAGUUCUUGUUUGUCUUUCGAGACAAAAAUUUUGCUACCUAUAAAAAUAUAUUAAUGUUAACAAAAAAUGACAAAAAUUCUAUUGUAUAGUCUAUUUAUUUAGUAACUUAACUGUUAUAUACAAAUAAAAAAAUCAAACUA